AUGAACGCGCGGCGCACGCGUGGCGCGCGUUCCUGUCGCCUGCACGCGCGCCCUUUUGCAAGACUCCUCAUGAUUCCGAUAGUGAUCACACUUGCGAGAGCACAAAGUGGACGUUUGAGUGCGUUCGACCGGUUGGAGAACGUCACCCACACGGUUACCAGGAUCCUGGACGGGUACGACAUCCGGUUGCGACCUAACUUUGGUGGCGAUCCGCUGUUCGUGGGUAUGGAUUUGACUAUCGCAAGUUUUGACGCUAUAUCGGAAGUCAAUAUGGAUUACACAAUAACGCUAUAUCUUAAUCAAUAUUGGAAGGAUGAAAGGUUAGGUUUUGGACUGUCGGACGAGGUUCUCACCCUAUCUGGUGACUUCGCUGAUAAGAUAUGGGUUCCAGACACCUUCUUUGCUAACGACAAAAAUAGCUUCCUUCACGACGUGACUGAGCGCAACAAACUAGUUAGACUGGGGGGCGACGGCAGCAUCACCUACGGGAUGCGGUUCACCGCCACGCUGGCGUGCAUGAUGGACCUCCACUACUACCCCCUGGACAGCCAGAACUGCACCGUCGAGAUUGAGAGCUAUGGGUACACCGUGUCGGAUGUGGUGAUGUACUGGAAGGAGACCCCAGUGCGAGGAGUGGAAGACGCCGAGCUGCCACAGUUCACUAUACUGGGCCACGAAACUAACGAUAGGAAGGAAAAGUUGGCGACGGGCGUUUACCAGAGACUUUCGCUGAGUUUCAAGCUUCGCCGGAACAUCGGCUACUUCGUGUUCCAGACAUACUUGCCGAGCAUUCUGAUCGUGAUGCUCUCGUGGGUUUCUUUCUGGAUCAAUCACGAAGCCACUUCGGCCAGAGUUGCCUUGGGAAUAACUACCGUUUUGACGAUGACCACGAUCAGUACUGGCGUCCGCAGCAGUCUUCCCCGCAUCUCCUACGUGAAGGCAAUCGACAUCUACCUGGUGAUGUGCUUUGUGUUCGUCUUCGCUGCUCUGUUGGAGUACGCCGCUGUUAAUUAUACGUACUGGGGCGCCAGAGCCAGGAAGAGGGCAAAGUUAAAGAACAGGGACUUGUCGACUAGUAUCAGUAUGGAGAAGGAUAUGAAAUGUUCUGGUUCUCGGUCGCCAGAAGAAAUAAUAGCCCUGCGAGAGUGUAGCAGUACCGGCCGGGUGUCUCCAUUGCUAGGACUCCGCUCCAAGCCUCUGCCUGUCGCAGCGGGUGCCCCUCCCUCUUUGAGGUUGCAAAGAGACCAUACUCAUCUGCGAUACAGGAAUCGGCCACAUUCCAGGAACUCUAGAAAUGGUUCUACUGGUAAACCCAAGAUGAUGCACGCGCUCCGUCGCGGAGCCACCGUCAUCAAAGCUUCCAUGCCUAAAAUCAGGGAUGUCAAUGUAAUAGACACGUAUUCUCGAGUCAUCUUCCCGGUCUGUUUCCUCCUCUUCAACGCCGUCUACUGGGUCUUCUACAUAUUCGACUGAAACUAUUGUAAGGAAAUGAAAGGUUAAGUUCACAUUGG
Molecule: messenger RNA, 1511 nt
Organism: Amyelois transitella
Lineage: Eukaryota; Metazoa; Arthropoda; Insecta; Lepidoptera; Pyralidae
Gene: Lcch3
Product: gamma-aminobutyric acid receptor subunit beta-like
Exons: 10
Coding region: 1-1473 (490 amino acids)
Biological process (GO): monoatomic ion transmembrane transport; nervous system process; chemical synaptic transmission
Cellular component (GO): GABA-A receptor complex; neuron projection; membrane
Molecular function (GO): GABA-A receptor activity; extracellular ligand-gated monoatomic ion channel activity; neurotransmitter receptor activity
Source: RefSeq, a predicted model, not a curated record